AUGAAAAUGAUAUUACAAUAUUUUAUAUGCAUAUUCAUGAUAAUUGGAAUAAAUCAUAGUCAACCAGUCUAUAGACAAUCCAGCGACUGCCCAGGUAAUCUUCAAUGGAGUAAAACAGGAACGACAAUCAUGGGCAACGGUGAUGGUUCAAGACCAGAUCAAUUGGCAUUUGCUCAAGGCUUAUUUAUUGAACCGACAACACAAAUUUUAUAUGUAGCUGAUGUUAGCAAUAAUCGUGUUCAAAAACGUUAUCCAGAUGGUAGAAUAGAAACAGCUGCUGGUCAAUCAAAUGGUGCAAGUGGAUCAUCAUCAGAGAAACUAUCGGGUCCAAAGGAUGUCGUUGCAGAUCAAGAUGAAAAUGUCUUUGUUGCUGAUUGGAGUAAUCAACGAAUUCAAUAUUGGGAAAAAAAUGCUCAAAGUGGAAAAACAGUAGCUGGAACUGGCACACGUGGUUCAGCAUUAAAUGAAUUCAGUUAUCCAAGUCAAGUUUUAAUUGAUUCAAAAACAAAUAUAAUAGUUGCUGAUUUACAAAACCAACGUGUUGUACAAAAGCCCUUUGCACAAGAUCCAAAAACGUCUAAUAGUACAAUCAUUGCUGGUGGUAACGGUGCAGGCCUCAAUCCAUCUCAAUUAAAUAAUCCAACUGGAAUAUAUCUCGACGAACCAAAUAAUAUCUUGUACAUCUCAAACGAAGAAUCCCAUUCAGUAACACAAUGGAAUUUGGAAGCUUAUGGAAAUAAAAAUAUAUAUGCUGGCAUCCCUGGAAGACCUGGUAGUAGUGCAGCUCAAUUAAAUUCUCCACAAGGUUUAGUGCUUGAUCAAUAUGGUAAUUUAUAUAUUACUGAUUGUAUGAAUAAUCGAAUACAAAUGUUUUGUCCGGGUGCUGUAUAUGGUAUAACGAUUGCCGGUACAGGACGAAUAGGAAACAGUAGUGAAGAACUACAUUUUCCACGUGAUGUAGCGUUUGAUUCCGAACUUAAUUUAUAUGUCACAGACACAUAUAACUUUCGUAUACAAAAGUUUGAAAGAAUUCAUUGA
Messenger RNA from Rotaria socialis, 1038 nucleotides. The record is from the annotation of a GenBank genome assembly. NCBI's taxonomy places the organism in Eukaryota, Metazoa, Rotifera, Eurotatoria, Philodinida, Philodinidae.